This is a messenger RNA of Struthio camelus australis, 1033 nucleotides long. Lineage: Eukaryota; Metazoa; Chordata; Aves; Struthioniformes; Struthionidae. The record is from RefSeq and is a predicted model, not a curated record.
AUGUAUGAGAUAAACGGGUCAGCAAGCGGCCCUGGAAGCUCAAAUGUUGCUGCUGGCAGUAAUCGUCGUCUUCAACAAACACAACACCAAGUAGAUGAGGUGGUUGACAUCAUGAGGGUGAAUGUGGACAAGGUAUUGGAACGAGAUCAGAAGCUGUCAGAGUUGGAUGACCGUGCUGAUGCGCUGCAAGCAGGAGCUUCCCAGUUUGAGACCAGUGCAGCCAAACUGAAAAGAAAGUAUUGGUGGAAGAACUGUAAGAUGUGGGCAAUAUUGAUAGCUGUUGUUCUCAUUAUCAUCAUCAUCAUCAUUGUCUGGAAUGUAUCUUCAUGAGUUACAGGAAGAAACUCAAAUCAACUGAAGAUGUCUGUCUUCAGCCUCUCCACUUCAAACCUGCUGUAUUUUCAGCCCAUCUGCUGCUGUUUAAAGCAAAAUUAUUUUGAUUAGUGAGAUGUUAACUUUACGUGGUUGCCUUAAGACACUCUUAAUACAAAUACUAACAAGCACAACCCACAGCUUGCACAGUGCCUUGAUAAACUGGAGCAUGGAGCUGAUGAGGAUUUGGUUCCAGGGUUUCCAGACUUAACACUAUAAUCAAUUAUAGACUUCCUAGAGUGGUAUCAGAUUUAUACUUGAUCCUGUUCACUCUUCUAGCCCCUCCUCAGACCUAUUGCAGAGGGGGCUUGUUUCACAUGUGCUGCCAGGGAGCAGCAAUCCAAUCUGUGCCUUUGGCUCGCCUGCCUCUGCUUCUCCCACCUUGCCUCAACUGAAUACGGGGACUGGUAGCUGCGGAAGAACCUGCUGAGCGCUAAGGCCUGUCACUAACUCUCCGACUGGGCGCGGACAGCUCGCUAGUCCCGUGCUUUGGGAGGGGGUCGCCGUGGCUGGCUGCGCGGUGCCCCAGUCUCAGCGGAAUGCCCUCUCGGGCACCCGCGGAGUCGGGCGCUCUGUGCCCCCUCUCACCGGAGAAAAAGGCAGCUGGAAGCCCGUGUUUUUUCCCUCCUGACCAGAGUCUCCAUUUUCGGCGGGCGGGGCG